AUGGGUUUCCGACCGAUGCAGCUGAAACGUUCGAAUCCCGGAAGGUUGGAGCGAUUUGUACAGUAUCUGUCAUUCGCGGAAGAUGUAAUUACCGAAUUAUAUGCAGUAUUUGUAGCAUUAUCUGGGUUGGGACCUGGUCAUCGGAUUCAAUCAUUCGAUGAAGCAAAGCGGUUAGAUAAAAUCAAUGAACGUAUGCCCCCAUCAAUGGCAACCCCAACACAAUCACCAAUGGCCAGUCCAUCGGCUCGUCACACCAGUCCAAAUGUCAGCAACAGUACAACAGCCAUACCACCAGCAACAACUGCAACAAUUUGA
Molecule: messenger RNA, 315 nt
Organism: Acanthocheilonema viteae
Lineage: Eukaryota; Metazoa; Nematoda; Chromadorea; Rhabditida; Onchocercidae
Source: the annotation of a GenBank genome assembly